AUGUUAAGUGAAAAGGCGAUAUUUGUGUGGGUGGAAAGAAAGAAAAGCGGAGUGGGGGGGGAGGGGGGAGGAGGGAGAAGGAGGAAAGAGAUAAGAGAUAUCACAUAUGUAAACGACAUGAAAACAGCUAAUCAAAAAGACGAUUCGGUUCCUCAUCACCGUAUAUGUCUAUGGAUUAUGAUGCAAAUAAUGAGGAAAAAACAAAAUUUUUUUGUGAUGAACGAUCCGGCAGAUAUCACUAAUGGUACCAAAAUGUUCCUGAUGUUCUAUAUUGUACUAUCGAUAGCAUUAUUGGUUUUGGGAAUACCAGCAGCAUUUGUAUGGAUGGUAUUGCCAUUCAUAAUUACAUUACUAAGUGUUUAUGCAUUAUGUACGGAAAAACAUCGCUAUUUAUACCCAUUUCUUAUUCUAUCGGAAGGACAGAGUAAAAAAGGAAUAGCAGAAGAUGGUAUCCAUGUGGCAGUAUUUAUCCUGUUGGCAUUGAUGGUUAUUGCAUUUACGGCAGCCAACUAUCCGACGCUCAAACAUAUCAUCGGUAUCUGA
Enterobius vermicularis (human pinworm) is the source of this 543-nucleotide messenger RNA. The record is from the annotation of a GenBank genome assembly. NCBI's taxonomy places the organism in Eukaryota, Metazoa, Nematoda, Chromadorea, Rhabditida, Oxyuridae.